GCGCCCGCCGGCGGUCGCGCGGCAACCGGCCGCGUCCCGGGCUGCGGCCAUGGAGGAGGCGCCGCCGGGCCGCCGCGUCUUCCUCAACCACCUCGACUCCUACUGCGGCCGCAGCAUCGGCGAGUAUUUAUCCAGCUGCGUUGUUGGGGCGACACUUGAAAGCCCAGAAGAAGAGGAGGGAGAUGAAAAUGAUUCAGUUGUUGAGGUUCCUGCAAGGGAAAUCUACGAAAUAGUGGGUACUCUUUCUAAACCGGAGAGUGCUAAUCCACGUUUUGCAAAGGAAACAUAUGCAGUCUCUUCUCGAGAAGCACUCUUAAGCCACUUGCUUGAGUGCGAAAUUGUUUUAUAUAAUAUCACUGAAGAUGCAAACCAAAUUGAGGAAGCAACGUGGGCUGCUUCUGCCCUACAUAAGGAAAUUGAGACUUUUGCAAAACAAAAGUUAUUCAUCCUCAUUUCAACAAUAAUGACCUGGGCAAAUACCAAACCUUCUGACCCUGAAAAUCCUGAGGCUCCUUUUAAUGACGACAAUUUUCGCAAAAGAAAGUCUCAUCCUAGCUUUAUGGAUCACAUAAAUGCUGAAAAACACAUUGUAAAACUCGGGCAAACUAACAAAAAAAAGUUUUCAACUUACGUUGUUGCCUCAGGACAUCAAUAUGGAGCUGAGGAAGGACUCUUUCACUACUUUUUUAAGAUGUGUUGGCUUGGUGAGACUCCUGCAAUACCUGUUUUUGGAGAUGGAAAAAAUGUUAUUCCAACCAUUCAUAUUCAUGAUUUAGCAGCAGUGUUGCAAAAUGUAGCAGACCACAGGCCAGACUUUCAUUAUGUGCUUGCAGUAGAUACAUCGAUGCACACGCUUGGAGAAUUAGUAAAGUGUAUCAGUAAAAAUAUUGGACCAGGAAAAAUUGAGAAGGUUCCUAAAGAAAAUGCAUUCCUGAGCAAAGAGCUAACACAAAUGCAAUUGGAUAUGUUGUUUGUGAACCUGCGAAUGGAACCUAUUUAUCUGAAAGACAAUUUCAACAUUAAGUGGUUUGCUGAGGCAGGACUGAUAGAGAACAUUGCUCAAGUCAUCAUGGAAUACAAGCAAACUCGAGGAUUACUGCCUCUGAAAGUUUUCAUUCAUGGUCCUCCUGGGUCUGGCAAAUCUACCAUUGCUAAGGAGCUCUGCAAACACUACAAGCUACAUUAUGUUGGGAUAAAUGAUGUGAUUUCUAAAAAAAUUGCAGAUCUGGAGGAAAUUGUGGCUAAAGAACCUGACGAGGUGGAAAGAGAAGCAGAAAGAGAAGGAGAAGAUUUUGAAGAGGAAGAGGAGGAGCAUGAAAAUGUAGAAGCAGCCAAGGAAUUAUUAGAUGCAAUAAAAGAAAACAUGCAGCAUAAUAAAGACCAUCUAGGUGGUGAGUACCUUAUUAAAAUUAUGAAGGACAAGCUCAUGUCUGUGCCUUGUAGGAAUCAGGGAUAUGUUUUAGACGGGUUCCCAGAGACCUAUGAACAAGCAAUGGAUCUUUUUAAAGUAGAAGAUAAUGAAGAAGGAGAAGAGGAAGAAGCAGUAGGCAAAAUGCCUAAAUUUAAUCAAAUAAUCAUACCUGAAUUUGUUUUUUCUUUGACUGCAUCUGAUGAAUUCCUUAUAGACAGAAUAAUAAAACUGCCAGAAAGUGAAGUUGCUGGAACUCAUUAUAGUGAGAACCAGUUCCUGCAAAUUCUGAAACACUUCCGCAAGAUAAAUACCGAUGAUGUGACGGUUCUCAACUAUUUUGAUGAACUUGAAAUACAUCCUCAGUUUAUUGAUAUAGCUGUAUAUGAAGAUUCUGAAAACAGACUUACUGUAUCAAAGAUCAUCAAAGACAUUGGAGAACCUCGGAAUUAUGGUUUGACAGAUGAAGAAAAGGAGGCUUUGGAACGCCAGGCAGCUGAGGAACGCCUUGUCAAAGAAGCUCAAGAAAAAGCUGAACAAAAGCGUAAAGAAGCUAAGGAAAGGGAAGAAAGAAUGGCAAGAUGGGAAGAGUGGAAUAAACAGCAAGAGGAAGUGAAAAAACAAGAAGAAGAGUUAUUGGAGGCCCAGUCUGUUCCACUACGAAACUAUUUAAUGCAGAAUGUCAUGCCAACACUUAUGCAAGGGAUAAAUGAAUGUUGUAGGAUCAGGCCAGAUGAUCCAGUUAAUUUUCUGGCAGAAUAUCUCUUCAAGAACAGUCCUGAUAUCAACUGGAAUAAACGUUAAAUCCUAGCAGCAAAAGAAAUUUUGAAACAAAAAGGGAGAAAAUUCCUAAUACAUUUUAGAUAAAAAAUGUUUACUUUCUGAUGUUA
Messenger RNA from Vidua macroura (Pin-tailed whydah), 2298 nucleotides. RefSeq names its product adenylate kinase 7 (gene AK7). NCBI's taxonomy places the organism in Eukaryota, Metazoa, Chordata, Aves, Passeriformes, Viduidae. Gene Ontology annotation, molecular function: ATP binding; AMP kinase activity. The transcript has 18 exons. The record is from RefSeq and is a predicted model, not a curated record. Gene Ontology annotation, biological process: nucleobase-containing compound metabolic process. The coding region runs from base 50 to 2212 and encodes 720 amino acids. Gene Ontology annotation, cellular component: cytoplasm.